This is a messenger RNA of Sphenostylis stenocarpa, 267 nucleotides long. The record is from the annotation of a GenBank genome assembly. NCBI's taxonomy places the organism in Eukaryota, Viridiplantae, Streptophyta, Magnoliopsida, Fabales, Fabaceae.
AUGGCAUUUGUGUUACCGAGUUCUUUAGCCAUAUGGGAAAUUGGUAACUGUUUACCAUUAGACAGAGUAUUUAAUCAUGAGGCUUCGCCGCAAGAUGCUUUUAUUGACAAAUCACAAUUGGUACAAAGUGCGCCUGAUGGGUUCGAGGUGAUUUAUAAGUUGCCAUUUUUCGGCUUAUGUUCUAGGAUACCCAUCAAACCAAUGAGAAAUGGUUUGCUCACAACUUUAGACUUCUAUUUGAUGACCUCUGAGAGGUUCAAACCAUAA